Molecule: messenger RNA, 1254 nt
Organism: Naegleria gruberi
Lineage: Eukaryota; Heterolobosea; Eutetramitea; Acrasida; Naegleriidae
Exons: 1
Coding region: 137-943 (268 amino acids)
Biological process (GO): positive regulation of DNA-templated transcription; regulation of transcription elongation by RNA polymerase II
Cellular component (GO): super elongation complex
Molecular function (GO): transcription elongation factor activity
Source: RefSeq, a predicted model, not a curated record
CACAGAUCAUCUCGUGAUCAUCAUUUUUUUAUUAUAAUUUGAUAUAAUUUGAUAAUUAUUGACAAAGAGAAGAUACUUAUUGUAAUAUUUAAUACAAAUUGAAAAAGAAGAGCAAAUUAAUUUGGCGAUCAUCUAGAUGGAUAAUUUACAAAAGGACACUGAAUACAAAAUUGAAGUUGGAGAAACAAUUUCCAAUAACAAUACAUCAUCCUCUAAUACUGAAUAUCACUCACUCUUCUUUAAUUUCAAACCAAAAACAUUAAAGGAAAACAAUUGGGAAGGAAGCUUUGAUAUUGACUCGAGUGUUGUCGACAGUUACACAUCAGCCUCUCCAGCAACACUGACAGCAAACUCCAAGUUUGUUUUCAAGGGAUCCUACGUACCAAAUAACAAAUCCAAUGUACAUGAAUGUGUAUUAAUUUAUGAUAGAUAUAGUGGGACAUUUAGAUUGGAAAAGUUGAAGGCAACAACAGGUUUUACAAAUCUUGUGGACACGAGUAAUCCACCUCCUUCACUUGCUCACAGUUCUUCCACUGGAAAGCUCAAAACAGCUGGAAUUACAGAAACUAUUGUGCCAUCGAAUCGGUCAGUUCAAUUGUUAGGUCAACCAAAACAAACGACUCCACCAAAGAAAGUUACACCACCUCCUAAUAAUUUGGAUAUUGAUGGACCAAUUUCAAAGAAGAGAAAGGAAGAAACUAUUCUUCCUCCAAUUGUUAUGUCUCAACAACAACAACAACAACCAAUUUCCAUGAUGUCCAUGGCCACAACACAACAUUUACCUCCGCGUCCAAUGGGUUUAGGACAAAAACCAGGAGAGAUUGAUGCUAAAGCAGCUCUAGAUGAUUCAAGUGCCAGUGAUGAUUCUGAUUCGAGUGAUAGUGAUACUUCAUCAGAUGAUACAUCCGAUGACUCUGAUUCAAGCUCUGAUGAAAGUGAUUAAAUUGUUUUUAAUAGAUAUUGGCAAUCAUAUGAUUAGAAAAGAACAAAUGAUCAUUUGCUAAUUCAAUUAGAAAGAGUUUGAUAUCCAACUAGCCACCACAGCUUCAUCAAAGCCUAACGGAAUUUCAAUUAGUGAUCAAGAUGAUGAAGAAUUAUUAGAAAAAAUUAAUGAUGAUGAAUUGGAAAGGAUAUUAUCAAUGUACUGGUGCAGUGCUACAAAAUCAUCAGCGAUAUCAUUUAUCACGAUCUGUUGUUAUAUUUCAUAAUAUAAUAAUAAAUAAUUAUAAUACAAAUAGAUUAUCAUCAUUCAUC